GGCGGAGCGGGUGGAACGUUGGGCGCCGGAAGCAGGAGCGGGAGCGGAAGCGGAAGCAGCAUGGAGCGGGCGGCAGAGCACCAGCACAUCCGCUACAACCCGCUGCGGGACGACUGGGUCCUGGUGUCUGCCCACAGGAUGAAGCGCCCCUGGCAGGGGCAGGUGGAGAAGCCGGUGCAGGAGGAUGUGCCCCGCCACGACCCGUCCAACCCGCUGUGCCCUGGGGCAACGCGAGCUAAUGGGAAGGUGAAUCCAGAGUACGAGAGCACCUUUGUCUUCGACAAUGACUUCCCUGCACUGGAGCCAGAUGCCCCGGAGCCCGAUGUUGGCGACCACCCCUUGUUCCAAUCGGCCUCUGCCCAAGGAGUUUGGGCUCCUGAGCACUGGGUCUGCUCUCACCGCACUUCCCCCCCAUCCCCCAGCAAGGUGAUGUGCUUCCACCCGUGGUCUGACAUGACGCUGCCGCUCAUGGCACUGCCCGAGAUCCGGGCAGUGAUUGACAAGUGGGCAGAGCUUGCGGUGGAGCUGGGUGCCACCUACCCCUGGGUACAGAUCUUUGAGAACAAGGGGGCCAUGAUGGGCUGCUCCAACCCCCACCCUCAUUGCCAGGUCUGGGCCAGCAAUUUCCUGCCCAACGAGGCACGGCUGGAAGACCGGACACAGCGGGAGCACCUGCAGGCGCACGGCCAGCCCCUGCUGCUGGAGUAUGGCCGGCUGGAAGCGCAGAGGAAGGAGCGGCUGGUGGUGGAGAACACCGACUGGCUGGUGGUGGUGCCCUACUGGGCUGUGUGGCCCUUCCAGACCCUGCUCCUGCCCCGGCGCCACGUCACCCGGCUCCAGGACCUCAGCACUGAUGAGCGAGAUAGCCUGGCGUCCAUCAUGAAGAGGCUCCUCACCAAGUAUGACAAUCUCUUUGAGGUCUCCUUCCCCUACUCCAUGGGGUGGCACGGUGCCCCCACAGGCCCCCACCUGGGGGAGGACUGUGGGCACUGGCUGCUCCAUGCCCACUACUACCCCCCCCUGCUCCGCUCGGCCUCUGUCCGCAAGUUCAUGGUGGGCUAUGAGAUGUUGGCUCAGGCCCAGCGUGACCUGACGCCUGAGCAGGCUGCCCAGCGCCUCCGGAGCCUGCCCGAAGAGCACUACCGGACGAGGGCCGGGGCAACGCCGUGAUGGGGGCCGCCGGCCUCGGGGUGGAGGUGCCUUGCAUUUGCAGCGGAGGGAACUACAUCGCAGCAUGAGGGGAGGAUGGGCUCAGCCCUGCCAACUCGUGUCACCUGUGAGCGGUCCAAGACUGAGGGCUGUCCCUGGGUGGUGUGGCUGGAGGCUUGGGGCUCCCAGGCCAUGCUGCUGAGUAUAUUUGCUGCUGCUGCUGCUGCUGCUGCUACUUAACCUCCUCGUGCCUGUGCUUGCAGCCUCCCUAUCUCUCCCUCAGGCUCCUGCCAGUCAGUUCCCCCUCUACCUCACCUACCUCUGGGAAGAGCUGCCUGGCUGGGCUGGAGAUGGGGAGGGCUCUGUGCCUCUGUCCCCUUCCCUCUGCCCUCCAAUAAACCAUGCACACCAAAGCAGUUUCCUGUCCUG
Molecule: messenger RNA, 1578 nt
Organism: Gavialis gangeticus (Gharial)
Lineage: Eukaryota; Metazoa; Chordata; Crocodylia; Gavialidae
Gene: GALT
Product: galactose-1-phosphate uridylyltransferase
Exons: 11
Coding region: 61-1170 (369 amino acids)
Biological process (GO): beta-D-galactose catabolic process via UDP-galactose, Leloir pathway
Cellular component (GO): cytoplasm
Molecular function (GO): zinc ion binding; UDP-glucose:hexose-1-phosphate uridylyltransferase activity
Source: RefSeq, a predicted model, not a curated record